Molecule: messenger RNA, 580 nt
Organism: Homarus americanus (American lobster)
Lineage: Eukaryota; Metazoa; Arthropoda; Malacostraca; Decapoda; Nephropidae
Product: luciferin 4-monooxygenase-like
Exons: 3
Molecular function (GO): CoA-ligase activity
Source: RefSeq, a predicted model, not a curated record
AUUAAUACUGAGUUAUCAUUUCAAUUGUUUGACUCUAAUGCUGGCGUUGUUACACAGACUGGACGAUCAAUAAUUAACUCCUACGGUAUGACAGAGGCGUUCUCAGCAGUGACCACCGGUACACCAGACACCCUUGCCCUCCACCCUGACUCUGUGGGCAAAGUGGUGCCUUAUAUACAGGUUAAGUUUGUGGAUGUAAGGACCGGAAGGAUGGUGGGUGAGAGACAGGAGGGGGAGGUAUGUGUGCGAGGGUCAAGUAUCAUGCUGGGCUACGCCAACAAUCCCACAGCCACAGCCUCAACUAUCGACCCCUACGGCUGGCUCCACACAGGCGACGUUGACUACUAUGACCAAGACAACUUCGUCUACCUCACCGGCAGGAUUAAGGACCUUAUUAAAGUUAAGGGAUACCAGGUGUCCCCCGCUGAGCUGGAGAAAGUGUUGUUGCAGUACGAGGGUGUGGAGGAGGCGGCGGUGGUGGGCGUCCCUCCCCGUAAGAUGGGCGAGGCGCCACGGGCCUACGUGGUGCCUACAUCAGGCACUGUCCUACACCUUCCACACCUACAGCAGUUCGUCGCUG